Molecule: messenger RNA, 486 nt
Organism: Colletotrichum gloeosporioides
Lineage: Eukaryota; Fungi; Ascomycota; Sordariomycetes; Glomerellales; Glomerellaceae
Exons: 2
Coding region: 1-486 (161 amino acids)
Source: RefSeq, a predicted model, not a curated record
AUGAUCUUGGGGUCCGUGGCUCCGGCCAUCGACAGGACUAGGGCGAAGGAGAGUCGGAGGCGGGCCAGGCUAAGUAUCAUCAAGAAGACCAACAUUAUUGUGCGGGUGACGACCUUGGCCGUGCACGGAUCUAGCCUGCACGUCGAUCGCGGUCACGUGGGCGGCGCAAUACUGUCGACAAUAGGCUACGAGGCCGUCGGUUACAUUGCAGAGAUUGGUAGCUCUGUGUCCUUACUAGUUGUUGGUGACCAGGUGAUCAUUCCAGACACUAUAUUGAUGGAUCACUUGGAGAUAGAGCUGACGGCAAAAGAAUAUUUCGGCUUUGGAAACAGUGAGAUGGGCCUUGGUGGACUUCAAGGUUCAGCAGUCUCCGUCAUACCAAUGCCGACGAUCAUUGGAAUCCUCUGUAUGUGCUUUCGGGAGGAGGCCGAACUACCUUUGACGGAUGACCUUGCGCUCUUGAGGGCUAAUAUCCGCGUCAUGUAG